Messenger RNA from Eruca vesicaria subsp. sativa (arugula), 291 nucleotides. NCBI's taxonomy places the organism in Eukaryota, Viridiplantae, Streptophyta, Magnoliopsida, Brassicales, Brassicaceae. The record is from the annotation of a GenBank genome assembly.
AUGAAUAUUGUAAUCGAACACCACCCUUCUAGCAUAAAGUUAGUUGAACUUGGAGUAAUGUCAUGGCCUAAAUGGUCUUGCCAGCCGGGGAAGUAUGCAUUGGUAUUUGAUGAAAGAGAGACAUGCUAUUUGGUGAAGGGAAGGGUGAAGGUGUAUCCAAAAGGGUCAUCAGAGUUUGUGGAGUUUGGAGCGGGGGAUCUUGUAACCAUCCCCAAGGGACUUAGCUGCACUUGGGACGUAUCUCUUUUUAUCGACAAGCAUUACAAGUUCGAUCCUCCUACUUCUUCAUAA